Exaiptasia diaphana is the source of this 3580-nucleotide messenger RNA. Its product is annotated as arf-GAP with SH3 domain, ANK repeat and PH domain-containing protein 2. Gene Ontology annotation, molecular function: GTPase activator activity; protein binding. NCBI's taxonomy places the organism in Eukaryota, Metazoa, Cnidaria, Anthozoa, Actiniaria, Aiptasiidae. The record is from RefSeq and is a predicted model, not a curated record. Gene Ontology annotation, cellular component: cytoplasm. Gene Ontology annotation, biological process: positive regulation of GTPase activity.
CUGAACUAUCAAAAACUAAAAGCAAAUUUACAGAGAGAUCUCCAAAUCUUGACAUGUUUUUCAAUUAAUUUAAUAUCUUCCGAACUGUGAUUCACCAUGCCAGAUAGGAUCACAACUAAGGAGUUUCUACACGCGACGAGGGAGGACAUCUCGUCUCCUACAACCUCGAACUUCUGGUCUUCGAUGUAUCCUUGCAAAAAUAUGGUCAACGUUGUGGAGGAGAGUUUGGAGAGUGACAGAGCAGUGCUAUCUAAACUUAAGAAAUCAGUAAAAGCCCUUCAUGGUGCAGGUCUAGGUCAUAUAAAUAACCAAAUUGCUGAAGCUGARAAUUUAGAAAAACUUGGAUCUCAAUUGCUAUCAAGAGAAGCAGAUACAGGAAUUGGUAAGGGUUUAGUAUUUGGGUUUCCUGUGUUAGCUAUUAUAAGAUAUCAAACCCACACUCAAUUACAUAAUAUAUAUAUAUCUAUUUUAUUAUAUGGAUUAAUGCCAUUUCCAAAUACACUUCCCAGCCAACUCGUUUUUACCUCUUUUUCACUUUGCAACAAAGUCUUGAGAUCAUGUUUUUUUUUUCAGUUCAAAGACUACUAUAACAUGGUGUUGUUUCCAAUGGAUUCUCUUUUGAAGGGUGACCUUAAAGAAAUUAAGGGGGAACUGCGUAAACCAUUUGAUAAAUUUUGUCUACAUUAUAAUUCCAGCUUAAAAAUAGAGAAAGAAAAAAAGAAACUUGCCCAAGAGGCUGGCUUGAUCAGAGCAGAGGUUACAGGAAGUGAGAUGGCUGAGGAGACUGAGAAAGAACGCAGGCACUUCCAAUUACAAAUGUGUGAGUAUCUGAUCAAAGUGAGUGAAAUAAAAGUCAAGAAAAGUGUCGAGCUGGCAACACAUYUGGUUGACUAUUACCACGCAGAAAUAAGUUACUUUCAGAAAAGUCUCGAGGUUCUAGACGGUCUGAAAGGCCAUGUAGAAGAACUUGUACACGAGCUUCAUGAGCUUCGAGCAAAGCAAGACGUAGACAAACGUGAACUGUUAACAAUGAGAGAUGAUCUCAAGACUUUGUUGCAAAGUGAAAAAGAGUCUGGUAAGGGAGGUUACAGCUUACAUGGCACGCAAGGGCACAAGAUACAUGGGACACACAGAGCAGGGAACCUAUGGAAGCGAAGUGAAGGAUUUCGAAAGAUGUGGCAAAAGCGACACUGYGAGGUCAAAGAUGGAUUUUUAACAGUUGCGCAUUCGGCGACAAGCGCGCCGACACAAAAACUCAAUUUACUCCUGUGUCAAGUAAAGUCUGUCAUAAGCAAUAGCAGGACAGAAGCAUUAGAGAAAGCAUUUGGUGACAACGAUAACGAGUCUCCAGAGAAUUCAUCUUCAUCGAUAGUUCAUAACAUCAAAGAGUUAAGGCAAAGCAUAGUUAAUCAAGUACAGAGACUUCCUGGUAACGAUACRUGUGUAGACUGCACGGCGAAAGAUCCCACAUGGCUGUCAACCAACUUAGGUGUAUUGACGUGCAUCGAGUGCUCAGGUGUCCAUCGCGAUAUGGGUGUACAUGUAUCGAGAGUACGGUCCUUGACGUUGGAUAUUUUUUUUACAUUUUUAUUACAGCUCGCAAAGUUUAUCGGUAAUGGUGGGUUUAACGAAAUCAUGGAGGCGACGCUCGACUAUAAUCGAAAACCAACGGCUACAAGCAACAUGGACGAAAAGAAGGAGUUUAUUAGAGCGAAAUAUAUCAAACACGAAUUUGCGCAAAAGUCCGGCGAAGCACCAGAAAAGAUAUUACAGGAGCUUCAUUUAGCGAUCAAAUCACGUGAUUUUUUAGCUGUUUUACAAGGUUUUGGCGAAGGAGUGGAUCUAACGAGUGUUCUGCCUGGUGACACAUCCCAGAAUACYGCCCUACACGCGGCWGUUGAGCAAGAAGACCUCAAAUCGCUACACAUUGUGGACUUUUUGGCACAAAAUGGCAAAGCAGUCAAYACACCGAACGGCAAUGGAGACACGGCCCUCCACCUUGCAGGUCGUAUGGGGAAAACCGAGAUCGCAAGAAUCUUACUUCGAUCAGGAGCAACUGAAAGCCUUUCAGUCGCCAAUUUAAACGGGAAAACACCUCUGGACCUCGCURGAGAUGAAGACCACACAGAGACCGCUGAGCUUCUUAAAAAGUGCUCUUCGGGUAAACUUAACCAUUGUGAACAUGUGAAGAUUGACUGGGGAAUGCUUCAGGUUGACGGGAUUUACGACUCGCCUGCCGAUCUCCUCGACAAGACGUAUCCCAGCGACGAUGAAGGUCUUAAUGACAAGUCGCGAACAGGUCCUCCCACCCCUCCCCGCCAUCGUCGUGUUUUACCAACAAGRCCCGUCAGUCAGUUCGCCCCUACAACGUCAAGAAUAACAAGCCAACAGGACGCCGAGGCCGUUAACGCACUGAUUUCUGGUCUAGCACUAGACACCAUGGACAACGGCCAUUACAUACCRAUGGAYACUGGAGACAAGAGUACAAAAGCGAAUGCCUCACCGGUUAUUAUGAGACGAAAACCACCUCCUCCUCCAACGACGGGAGAGACGGUAGCAGUAAAUGUACGGGCCAGCAUAGCUUAUACUACACCAACGGGGGUUGGAUCAAUAGAAGGACAGCCGGAAAAAUCGGGCGUUUUUCCAAUCAGUUUCGUCCAUGUUCUUCCAGACUAGGACCCAGGUGUGGAAACCAAAUUACGCGUGGGGGCUGAGGACGAACUGAUUAUUCAGUGGUUUCCRAUAAGAUCCAGGUGACCACGAUGUUCACGGGCUCGCAUCAGAGAGAUGCAAAGUCAAGAUGAAAAAAGAUAGAUUCACUUUUUAAUCCGAUAUUUUUAGUUAUUUUGGCAGGAAAAUUGGUAGCUGGUAUAUUUUUAAUUGACACAAUCCGAUACUUUGUACUGGUUGCUAGUUUUUCAAAUCGUAAGGGGAGAAUCCAAGAUGGCGAUAAUGACAGUUCAUAAAAACGAGAAAAGCAGCUGUUUCUCGAUCAUAUUGAACAUAAAUGUGAUAGUAUAUUAGCUAAAUAUAUUUUAGAUAAGAUGUAUUUUAAUUUUUAUUUAUUGAGGGCGAAAUUGUCCGUCUUAUUGAAACCUCGUUUGAUAAAACAAAAAGAUUUUAUUUUCUUUCUAAACUAUAUUGCAGUAUUAAUAUUUUGCUAUAAGUCUUGGCCUUUUCAGUCGGCAAGUAAUAAUAACAAAGCGUUGAAAGUUUAAUUUUUUUAGAAUUAUAUUUUUUAUAAAGUUGGGAGCCCGUAAAAAUGCAUGCAUGUGCACUUUUUACGAAAACUAGAUGCUUGCAAAAAAAAAUAUAAACAUAGAUUAAAUUCUGGUGACUUCAGAUGCAUUAUGGGAUACCUAAGAUGCAUUGUGGGAUGUCUGUGUCACACGUGACUAAUAAAUAACCAACGAAAUAUUUUCUUAUUGCAUUUUUAGUUCUUUAAAAUAUAUUUUUUGCAUUUAAGAGUUUUGUUCUAGUCUCGAGGUUAGUUUAAAAUCUUUGUAAAUACAAGUUAAAGGAAUUUUGUGCCUUUUAUCGACUGAAUUAUAAUUUGGCGAAYAAAAAUAUUCAAAAAGUC